GGAGCCGAUGGUGCCGGCGACGAACGCAGCAGGAGGAUGAUCCGCAACCAGUACCGGGAGCUCAUCUACAUCAUGCAGCAAAAUCGUGAGGAUAUGCUGAGUUCAAGGAGCGACAGGCUGACAGAAGCUUUGGAAGAAGCCAAUAAACUGUUUAGUGGAGUGUCCCGUGCGCGAGAGGCUGCGCUGGACGCCCAGUUUCUUGUCCUAGCCUCAAAUCUAGGGAAGGAGAAGGCCAACGAGUUGCAUUCUGAGAUGACAGCAUUUGAUUCACUAGCAUUUGCAGAAGACUUGCUAACCUUCAUGGGUAUAAAUCGCAUUGAAGAAGAAGAUGAUGAUGAUUCUGAAGGUAUUCCAGGUGGCUAUUUACCUAGUAAUGCCUGGCAUAAACUGGGAGAAGAAACAGAAAAGUACUUCAGAAGAGCACCUUCUUUUCACUAUAUGUUGGGAACUUUCAAGUCUGAUCCUCCUAUACCAAAGCAACGGAUUGAGAGGCAGAAAAAGGCUGCAAGAGGGGAAGAAAAACGGGCAAUGCCUGCUCAGUUAAAAAAAAUGGAACCGUCUCAUCAGGAAGCUACAGAAAAAAUAGUAGAGAGGAUCUUGGGAUUAUUGCAAACACAUUUUAAAAAUGAUCCUGAUACUCCUAUUUCCUUCUUUGAUCUUGUGAUCGACCCAAACUCUUUUGCACGAACUGUGGAAAACAUCUUUCACGUUUCCUUCAUUAUAAGGGAUGGUUUUGCAAGAUUAAAGCUGGAUGAUGAUAAAUUGCCAAUAAUAGAGCCUUCAAAAGACAGCGAGGGAGGCGAGAACGACCGCAGUGCUAGAGCACGGAGCCAGGUUGUCAUGGCCCUCAACCACCAGAAAUGGAAGGAGAUCGUAGAAACAUAUGAAAUAACAGAACCCAUGAUUGGUCCUCCUUACUACAGAAAUGAAGAUGAAAUGGAGAUACCUUAA
Merops nubicus (carmine bee-eater) is the source of this 951-nucleotide messenger RNA. RefSeq names its product non-structural maintenance of chromosomes element 4 homolog A-like. Bases 37 to 951 code for a protein of 304 amino acids. The transcript is spliced from 10 exons. Lineage: Eukaryota; Metazoa; Chordata; Aves; Coraciiformes; Meropidae. Gene Ontology annotation, biological process: DNA repair. Gene Ontology annotation, cellular component: nucleus; Smc5-Smc6 complex. The record is from RefSeq and is a predicted model, not a curated record.